Brassica rapa (field mustard) is the source of this 676-nucleotide messenger RNA. Its product is annotated as protein FATTY ACID EXPORT 5. The record is from RefSeq and is a predicted model, not a curated record. Lineage: Eukaryota; Viridiplantae; Streptophyta; Magnoliopsida; Brassicales; Brassicaceae. Gene Ontology annotation, biological process: fatty acid transport. Gene Ontology annotation, cellular component: chloroplast inner membrane. Gene Ontology annotation, molecular function: fatty acid transmembrane transporter activity.
UUAUUAGUCGUUCGGACAAAGAAACCAAACCAUCUCUCCGCAACAUUCCACAUCAAGAAGAACAAGAAGAAUAAGAAGAUGCACGAUUUUUGCUUCACUAUCCCGUACGGGAUGCUCCUGAUGGUCGGAGGAUCUAUGGGUUAUUUCAAGAAAGGAAGCAUCGCAUCUCUCGCUGGAGGUGCAGGCACUGGGUUCCUCGUCCUUCUCGCUGGUUUCAUCACACUCAAGGCUUUCGAGAAGAAGAAGAAGUCUCCUGUCUUCGCUGUCGUUCUCCAGACAGUGAUUUCAGCUGGUCUUACGUUCGUGAUGGGACAACGGUACUUGAAAACUCAGAAGAUCAUGCCGGCUGGUUUGGUUUCUGGGAUCAGUGGUCUCAUGACAUGUUUCUACCUGUACAAGAUCUUAACCGGUGGCAACCACAUACCAAAAACAACAACGAAAGCUGAAUGAUGAUGCUCAUGCACUCUUGUUUUUUCAAUGUAUUCUCCAAUUGUUGAGAUCAAGUAUAUGAAUUUUUGGAUUUAAUACACUAUGUAUGGUGUACACUUUAGAGAGAUUUGUUUAUGUUGGUCCUUAGGUGAACAUGUUUAUUCUGCAUCUGAGAUUAUAGUUCCUAAUGUAACCAUCUGAAAUUAUAGUUUCUAAUCGCUUUUAAUAAAUGUGUCUUCUUGGUUUA